CACAGAGCAAAAGACGAAGCCGCAGCGGUGAAAGCUGAGCAUGCGAGUCAGAGACUCAAGAUGGCCCCGUGACGAGCGAAAUUAAAUUCGCACCCACCUCACCUGACCUUCCUCCCUCCCUCCCUCCCAGGUCCUCAAGCCUCGACCAGCCCGCCCUUUCUUCUCUCUCCUCCCGCGCGCAACCCCUACCUCCAGCGCCGCAAUGGCAAUGGCCUCGUGAGGCUCGGUUUUGUUUCUUGCUUCCUUCAUUCACGGCUCCUCGCUGCGGUUGGUCAGGGUGCGGUUCUUGGCGCUCUUGGUUUUUUUUUAGGUCCUGGUUUGCAGAGCACUGUGUUCCUUUGACCUUAUUGGGCGAUCUUGAGCUAGCUGCUUGUUUCUUGGGUUGAUGCGGCGGCGGGUCUUGUGAAGGCCGGGAACGCCGUGGAGGAGGAAGAGGAAGUUGUCCGGUGAGGGGGAGUCCGGAAUGGAAGGAGAGGCGGCGGCGGUGGCGCGGACAAGGGUGGUGCGGUGCCCCAAGUGCGACAAGUUCUUGCCGGAGCUACCCAUCUACUCCGUCUACGUCUGCGGCGGGUGCGGCGCCACUCUGCAAGCAAAGAAGAAUUCAACCCAAUCUUCACAUGACCCAGACAAUAGAAAUGUGAGAUACCUUGAAGUACUGGAGUGUGUUCCAGAGGCAUCUGAAACAAUGCCUGGCUCUAGCACCGCUGAUAGAUCAGAAACCAACAAAAUGGCAGAUGUACAUAGUAAAUCAGUUUACAGACGUCAUGCCAAUAUCUGGACUGGGCCAAGUGCCACAAAUCUGAACACUGCUGUUAGAGAUAAUGGCAGGGAGGCAAAGUACCGGCACAUUCGCGAUUGGGAGAGUGGAGAAAUGGGACAAUCAUUGAGAGUAAGAGACAUAUCCCCAAGGUCUCCAAUAGAUGGCAUUCGAACCAAUGCUUAUUGUGGAGAAGGCCUUGUUGACUGCCAUUUGAAGCCGGGGUGCAGAUAUUCCAAUAGGGAACACUCUGAUGAAAGAACCUUGGAUGGUCCAAGCAGAGUCAGGGGCCUUGAGAAAGACCGUGCUGAGAUCUUGAGGAUGCUUGAUGAGUUGAGGGACCAGGUGCAGAAAUCCUGCGAUAUAACUGAUCGGCCAAUUGGAAGUGCUCCAACCAAUAGAGCAGCAGAUGGCCCGAGUUCAUAUGAUACUUGUGACCAGUUGAGUCAAUUGAGGCAUGAUGUGCCUCAAUCGCAUCGGAAAAGUUCACGUCAAUCUCCAUUGUUGAAUGUGCAAAGUCCUAGCAUUCCUGAUUAUGCUGCAUUGCCUGCACAACAAGAUCGUCGUGGAUAUGCAGAGCCCAUUGCACAUGCAAGAGCCUCUAGCUAUCCAGCCAGCCUCUAUCCAUGGAGAAAUUUCGAUAAUUAUUUCUUUGGACACGAUGAUCCUGAUCCUCUCCUCCCUUGCCGCCAUGAUGGUUUCUGUCACCAGGCUGCUUGUUCUUGCUUGCACUGUUGCCACCAAGAAUUCUUGCCUGUACAGGGGAAUCACCUGGGCUUCAAUGAUCAAAGGGCACCAUAUCUUAUGAAUAGUUAUGGGGCCUAUCCUGUGGAAAGUCCCUUGUUUGGUCAGCAAAGAUAUAGUACAAGAGGCACUGGUACUACCUUGCAGCAGAAUCACACAAGGGCCAAUGUAAGCAAGAAGCCCACACAGACUUGCGAGCCAGUUGCAGGUGGUGCUCCUUUCACCAUAUGUUACAAUUGCUAUGAAGUGCUGCAGCUACCAAAGAAACAAUCCUUGUCAGGGAAGGAGUAUAAAUUGUGGUGUGGAUCAUGCUCGCAUGCAAUUGUAGUCAAGUUUGAUGGAAGCAGGCUCGAUGUAUCAGAGUUUCCUUUAGGUACACAUUUAUCUGCUGGACAGCAAAAUAUCAUCGACAGUGGCAUGGGGACCAAUGAGCAAACUGCAGAUGAGAGGUCCGUUCCAGCUUAUUGUUUUUCUGAUGGAAGCCAUACAUCUCAAGAAAAAGAUCUGCACUCAAAUUUGAGUGAGUCAGAGAACAACCAUAACCAUCUAGGAACUAAUUCUGAGUACACUUCCCAGUCCAGGGAUCUUCCUUCUGAAGUCAACGUGGUUUCCCAUGUACCAAGUUUACCACAUCGUGAUCAUUGUGGAUUCUCUCCAUCUGAGUAUUCUGAAGUAGGAAGUAGAAGUACCCAUUCUGAACCUGAAAAGAUUAUACUGUUAUCUGAAAGUUGCAAGAAAAACUCGAUUAAAGAUGUAUGUGUAGCAAAUGAGAAGCAGUCGUCAGACAUUGAGUUUGAUUAUCCUGAAUGCACACAAGGUGCAUUAAAUGUGCAACAAGAUGCUGGCCACACUGGAGUAACAAAGGCUAGCCAUUCAUUUCUCACCAAUCUGAUAAAAAAGAGCUUCAAAAUUAAUAAUGGAAUGCACAAUCGAAGAGCAAGAGUUUAUGUAAAUGGCUUUCCUAUCUCUGAUCGUGAGGUCAAAAAGGCAGAGAAGCAAGCUGGAGCAAUCUGUCCUGGUGAUUAUUGGUAUGACUAUCGUGCUGGCUUCUGGGGUGUUAUGGGACGGCCCUGCUUUGGCAUGAUACCUCCUUAUAUUCCAGAGUUUAAUUACCCCAUGCCCAAGAACUGUGCUGGUGGAAACACUGGCAUAUUUGUUAAUGGGAGAGAACUUCACCAGAAGGAUUUGGAUUUACUUGUGGCUCGAGGACUCUCUGAUUCCCCUGGAAGAUCUUAUACAGUGGAAAAUUCUGGGAAAGUUUCAGAUGAAGCAACAGGUGAAGAGCUUUAUGGCCUUGGCAAACUUGCACCAACUGUUGAGAAAAUGGGGCGUGGAUUUGGCAUGCGAGUCCCAAGAGUCAUCCAGUGACAGGUCAGCACAGCACUAGAAUUCAGAAGCUGGGGUGUAAAUAGAUAGAAAUGUUUGAAGUCUACUUUAGAUUAUUCCAGUUGUGAGGCUAGUUUCAUGUUCUUUCUUUUUUCUUGCUUGUAUUCCCCCUUAACACGAGGCCUAAUUCAGUAAUAUGGAGGUAUUCUUGUAUAAUUUUCUAAUGCAUUGGUUUUACCUGGUAAAUGCUCCUGUCAAUGGAGAACUUUUCCCUUUUCUUUUA
Phragmites australis (common reed) is the source of this 3110-nucleotide messenger RNA. RefSeq lists its product as uncharacterized. The transcript is spliced from 5 exons. Lineage: Eukaryota; Viridiplantae; Streptophyta; Magnoliopsida; Poales; Poaceae. Gene Ontology annotation, biological process: regulation of defense response to fungus. Bases 464 to 2869 code for a protein of 801 amino acids. The record is from RefSeq and is a predicted model, not a curated record.